AGGGCAGCGGUAAGCGUGCGAGCAGUGCAACAUACAUACAUACAUACAUACAUACAUGUAUAUGCAUAUAUGUAAGCCUUUGGAACAUAUGGUACGGAAAUGGCGCACUUGGUGGUUCAAGUAAUUGAGCGGUGCGAAAAUGCAAAGGAAAGUGCACAUUUAGAUCUAUCAGAAUGUGAACUCAUGCAAAUACCAGAUGCAGUGUAUCACCUGAUGCGGAAUACAGAGCUACAAACGUGUAACCUUAGUGGCAACGUGCUGAAGAAGGUGACGCCAAAGUUUGCGCUGAAGUUUAGCGCAAUUACAGAUCUCAAUCUCUCAUAUAAUCAGUUGUCAAAGCUGCCAGACGAAUUUGCCAAUCUGAGUGCUUUAACUAACUUAAAUAUCUCGCAUAAUUCGUUUAUUGUAUUACCUCAAGUCGUCUUUAAGCUUCAGAAGCUAGCCAGUUUGGAUGCUCAACAUAAUGCCAUUUUGGAGAUCGACACGGACGAAGCAAUCAGCAGUGAUUGCCUGACUGUGGUGGAUCUGCGCAAUAAUCCGCUGAGCAGGAAUUGUCGUCGCAAAUUGGAAGAUUUUGUCACCAGUUUUCGCCUAGAGAUAUCACAGGAAGCUGAGGACGAUUGGUGAUCGACUGGAAGGAAUCGAAAUAAGUGCAUUGUUAUUUAUAGAAAAACCCAUUUACUGUAAUGUUU
Messenger RNA from Drosophila arizonae, 692 nucleotides. RefSeq names its product leucine rich repeat containing protein 20 sclp (gene Sclp). Gene Ontology annotation, molecular function: protein binding. Gene Ontology annotation, cellular component: cytoplasm. Lineage: Eukaryota; Metazoa; Arthropoda; Insecta; Diptera; Drosophilidae. The record is from RefSeq and is a predicted model, not a curated record.